UUUAACUUACUUAAAACUCAUUCCUUCUUCCUCCAAAUUGAAAAAAUAUCUAUUUUCUCUUUUUUUUCUUGUUUCCUCAUCUUCAUCUUCUACUUUUAUUCAAGGAAAUGGAAAUUUCAAAGAAUUCUCAAAUUAGCAGAGGAUUAGACGAUAAUGAUGGUAAAAAAUGGGUCUUCCCCAAAAUUUCGAUUCGGGCUUCUUUGAAACCUGUGAAGACGAAACUCAAAAAGCCAGCGAGAGAAUCAGUUUCAGCUGAGGAGAUUUGUGUCACUCCCAAAAGGAAAGAAUCUAAAACGUCGGAGAAACUGAAAUGUCCAGCUGCUCCAAGGAAACGUGGACCGGUGAUGUUGAAGUGUCGGAGCAAUAAUAUUGGUGUAGAGUACUUUGUGCCUCCUUCGGAUUUGGAGUCUGUGUUUAUACUACGCCGUUAAUGUAAACAGACCCAAAAAAAAAUACUAAGUUUGGCUUUUGUUUGUGUGUGCUCAAGUCAUAAGUCAUAACGUUUUCUUUGCUUACUCUUAUGUUUGGUUUGGUAUAAAAGUAUAAUACUCGUAUGUUUUCACAAGUCUAUUAAGCGUUCUAAUUCGCAAUCCCAUCCACAAAAGCUUUUCUA
Molecule: messenger RNA, 613 nt
Organism: Capsella rubella
Lineage: Eukaryota; Viridiplantae; Streptophyta; Magnoliopsida; Brassicales; Brassicaceae
Product: cyclin-dependent protein kinase inhibitor SMR7
Exons: 1
Coding region: 108-431 (107 amino acids)
Biological process (GO): regulation of DNA endoreduplication
Source: RefSeq, a predicted model, not a curated record